AUGUUUUCUCUACGAAGAGUAUCUACUCAGAUCAUUAACAAAAGAACCUUAUCUGGGAUUCGACCUAUUCUUUGUCUUCGUGGUUAUGCAACUGCUCAAGACAUUUCAUCUUUGCUUCUCGUCGAACACAAAAAUAAAGCUAUUGCGAGUUCUACAUUAAAUGCGUUCACAGCUGCUUCAAAACUCGGUGGUAAUGUGAUUGCCCUUGUUGCUGGUGAAGAUCCUGAUCCUAUAGUUUCAGAGGUUUCCAAAAUUAAAGGUGUUUCCAAA
Molecule: messenger RNA, 270 nt
Organism: Funneliformis caledonium
Lineage: Eukaryota; Fungi; Glomeromycota; Glomeromycetes; Glomerales; Glomeraceae
Source: the annotation of a GenBank genome assembly